AUGAGAGUCUUGGAGCUAAUGCUGUCCAAGUUUGCCAAAGCCGCAGGGGCCAAAGUCAUUGCGACGACGUCGUCGGAUGAGAAAGCUCAACGUCUCAGGGAGCUUGGUGCGGACCACGUGCUCAACUACAGAGAGAAUCCAAACUGGGGCGCGCUCGCCAAGAGCUUGACGCCCAACAAAGACGGAGUCGACCUCGUAGUCGAGGUUGGCGGGCCAGUAUCAGCCAGACAGGCGCUCACUGCCUUGAAGACCAUGGGCGUCAUCUCGAUGGUAGGCUCGGUUGCCUCGUAUGCCUCGGGGGAAGAAAUGAGCCAGGCACCAACCUUUCUUGAAACCGUCCUCGGCCUCUGCACUGUGCGGGGGGUGACUGUUGGGUCAAGACGCCAGUUUGAGGAAAUGAACCGUGCUAUUGAGCAAAAUGAUAUUCAUCCCGCCUUAGACAAGAGGCUCUUCAAACUAGAACAUGCUCGAGAGGCCUAUAAGUAUUUAUGGGAUCAGAAGCAUAUUGGAAAGGUUAUCGUGCAGAUUGUCGAUGAGUAG
This is a messenger RNA of Alternaria incomplexa, 540 nucleotides long. RefSeq lists its product as uncharacterized. Bases 1 to 540 code for a protein of 179 amino acids. The record is from RefSeq and is a predicted model, not a curated record. The transcript is spliced from 2 exons. NCBI's taxonomy places the organism in Eukaryota, Fungi, Ascomycota, Dothideomycetes, Pleosporales, Pleosporaceae.